GACCGUAAAUUUUACAGGUCCUUGACUGCUGCUAGCUUAGCAAGCUAACGGUAUCCCGAAAAACACAGUGUUUUAGCAGUGUGAAGUGGACAUUUUUGGUACUAAUGGAAGGCAAACCUAAAGUUUCGAGUAAAAUCAUUCCUCUCGCCGCACACAAAGGAGCGGAGAAGCUGUGUGAACUCUGUCAAAGAGUCGCACGGCUGCAGUGCACCGAAUGUCGAGUCACUUUUUACUGUGAUGCAGAGCACCAGCAGGCUGACUGGGUGGGGAUCCACAGGAGAAUUUGUCAGCUGCUUGUUCCCAUCCGCACCCAGAGGGCUGGCCAGAUUGUAGCGCAGCGUAAAAAGGCAGAGCUGAUUGAGAUUUGCAGGUCGGUGGCUCAACAGAAGCUUUCUGAAGGGAAACACCAGGAGGCUCUGCCCGCCUCCCAGUUCUGCCUGCGAUGUUCCGUAGACGUCCACGGCCCAGACACCGUCCAGCUGGUCCCGGCCUACCUGCUGCUGGCUGAGGCCAACAUUGGUUUGGGAAAUCUAAUCCGAGUGUCAGAGCUGCUGUCCCAGGCGGAGUGGUCGGUGCUGAAGAACCCAGACUGUGGUCAUGCAGUCCAGCACCGCCUGCACCGGAGCCUGGGCCGCCUCCACACGGCCACUGGAAACCUGGAACAAGCUCUGCUGCACUUUGCAAACGAUAUAUAUUUUGCCAGUGAGGAGUUUGGUUUGGACAGCCCCAUCACCUGCCGUGGCUACUUCCUCAUGGCUGAUGCUUUUGCCAAGCAGGGAAAGACGCCCGUUGUUCGUUCCUUGUACUCUGAAGUGGCGCAGAUUUGGCAUUGCCGUCUCACCAACCUCCUGGAAAACCGCAUUCAGAACGGCCAGAAUCCAAACAUGUUAUUGGACUCCUCUUAUGACAACCAAUCAGACAAAGCUCAGCAGGUUGAAGUGGAUGACAUGUUGAGAACCAUGUUGGAGUUCGAGCAAGAAGACUUCAGAAAAGACCCUGCUCAGGUCGCACGUGUGGCCCACUGCCUGGCCAUGAUGUGGUUCCUGGCAGGAGACUUCAGGAAGGCACUGGGAUUUGGCAGCACAGCUUUGCAGGCCGGCCAGCUGAUACCAAACCCUGACCUGACGGAGCCCGUCCAGAGCCUGCUGCAGCUGGUGCACAGUUUGCAGACAGAAUCACAUCCCGGUUCUGACGAGUCGCAAAACCCAGCCUCCGCUUGAAGGUCUGCUCCAUCGGGACAUUUUUAUAACCCCACCCUUGUGAAGGUAGAACAGGAGUGUCAGACGCAUUUUAGGGGCCCACAUUCAGCCCAAUUUGAACUCAAGGUGAAACCACAGCAAAAUAAUCAAUAAAUGACGACAACUCCAAAAUUUUCCCUUUGUUCUAGUGUAAAAAAAGCACAUUCUGAAAAUGUUCAAUUUAACAAACGGCACACAAAAUGUCAAAAGCGAGAAACAAAAUUAUAAAAAAUUAUGGAAUGAAUUUCCUAUCAUAAUUCAAGAGCAUUUUAAAUUGAUUUGAGGGCAGCAUUUAUCGAUUUCAUUCUCAGAUUUUGUGAUAUUGUCUCUCAGAACUCUGCUCUCGCGCUCAAAUUUGCUCUGCGCGUGCUCAAACUGUGUCCUCGGUUACGAUGCUGCUCACGCAGAUUUCCUGCGCUCAAACUCAAACUCUUCCUCUUGCUCUCACGGAACUUCUGCUCACGGAUCUCUGCUCUGCUCUCAGAUUUUUUGUGUAUCAACGCUGUCAACCAAUAGAAGGCCGGCGAGCUUUGACCAAUCAGAUUAUCUGUGUUUGUAUACGGGUGCGUUCGCUGUUUUCCGAGGAGCGUCGCAUACGGGCGGGCACUCUUUCAACGGGUUUUAUCCACUCCCUACCUCCGGGACUGUAAUAAAUGUGAUUUCUUUUAUUUUUUUGACCACUGUUGGAAUAAAAUAUCAUUCAAUGCAUACAACAGCGUCCGAGCUUCUCAUUAAAAUGGCUAUAUUGUAUAAUAAUAGCGGCAUCAAACACUGCUCUUUGAGGUGUCCUGGUGGAGAAAACAAUGUCACCAUGACGCCGCUCGGGGACGGCUGCCGUCUUGGUCCGGUCAUCGUACUUACAGUUCAGCAGCAGAAAGAACCAGAUGCCAGAGCACUGUGCCGCAUAUUCGUGUUCAAAUCGCCGGAUCGUCGAAAACAGGGCACGAGGGAUUACUUUUCACAAGUGAUGUGUGCCGUGCAAGCUUGGUCAGAGAUGCUGUACCAUCAUCAUUUGACGAGAGCUCCCACCUUCUAGCUCUGAAAAACAAUGGAGGCCUACUGAUUCCAUCACAAGGCACAGUGAAGGUGCUGAGAGUUGCAGAGAGGGUGAUUCACCAGGCUUCAACAAAACAAGCUCCAAAGGUGUCAACAGUCACACACAACGUCUGGGAGGAGACUGGAAUGGAGGUGGUUUUUCUGCUUGGGGAACACAUUGAAGAAAAACAGUUUGGUAUCGACAAACAACAUUCCAGCUUGUUGUCAUUGGUUAUGUCCGUGGCUGCACCAUGUUGCCAAACUUACCUGUCUUGACCUGCAGAAAGGGAGCAUGAGAAAGAAGCUCUGCAAAACAGUCCUCGUUCAUUGGUUUUAGCUGUAAAACGUUUGUACAUGUGUAAAUGUGGUUUAGGGCAGGGAUGUCAUGUUCUUGUGUUAACUUGAGAAUUUACAUUUACAUUACAUUUUAUUCUCUCUGCUUUGUACAUCUAUAUGAUAUAUAUAUAUAUAUAUAUAUAUAUAUAUAUAUAAACCUGAAACAAGAAUGCUUAUAUUUAACAUUUUCAGUACCACUUCCUGAUGAGGAUAGCAUCCGAUUAUUAAUGAUAUAAAUCGUUUUCAAAACAAAACAAAGAAAAUAUAGGGAUAUAUAAAUACAUUUUGUAUGGUGUUCAUGUAUGUUUAAAACCAGGUAUAUGAUCAAAUAAGUAUUUUAUAGUUUUCAUUAAAAUGAAUUUAAAAAUAAUUUGCCUGAGCGCUUCGACUUUGCCGGUCCAUUUUAGCAAGCCAUCUGCUGUCCCGCCGCUAGCUUCAGGAUGGUGACAUUGUUUUCUCCACCAGGACACCUCAAAGAGCAGUGUUCGAUGCCGCUAUUAUUAUACAAUAUAGCCAUUUUAAUGAGAAGCUCGGACGCUGUUGUAUGCAUUGAAUGAUAUUUUAUUCCAACAGUUGUCAAAAAAUAAAAGAAAUCACAUUUAUUACAGUCCCGGAGGUAGGGAGUGGAUAAAACCUGCUGAAAGAGUGCCCGCCCGUAUGCGACGCUCCUCGGAAAACAGCGAACGCACCCGUAUACAAACACAGAUAAUCUGAUUGGUCAAAGCUCGCCGGCCUUCUAUUGGUUGACAGCGUUGAUACACAAAAAAUCUGAGAGCAGAGCAGAGAUCCGUGAGCAGAAGUUCCGUGAGAGCAAGAGGAAGAGUUUGAGUUUGAGCGCAGGAAAUCUGCGCGAGCAGCAUCGUAACCGAGGACACAGUUUGAGCACGCGCAGAGCAAAUUUGAGCGCGAGAGCAGAGUUCUGAGAGACAAUAUCACAAAAUCUGAGAAUGAAAUCGAUAAAUGCUGCCCUCAAAUCAAUUUAAAAUGCUCUUGAAUUAUGAUAGGAAAUUCAUUCCAUAAAAAAUGAGACCGACACGGAACAAAACAGAAAAGAGCCAAAAAUUAGACAUAGAAGUUACAAAGUGACAAAAACAUGGACAAAAAUGAGACAAAAAAUACACAAAUCACACAAACGAGACAAAAAAUGACAAAGCUGAGGAACAAAAUGACAAAAAAAUUAACAAACAAUACAUAAAAACGCAAAACGGCAUAAAGAACAUACAAAACCACGAGUAAAGCCAAACACAUAAUGGCAAGAAUUUGAGACAAAAAACACAAGCGAGACAAAAAGGAAACACAAAGCAACAAAAAUAUAAGACAAAUGACAAAAGUUGACAAAAACGAGACACAAAAUCACAAAAAAUGAGACAAACGAACCAAAACAAAACAACAGAGGCUGAAAAUCAGACAAAAAAGUCACAAAGCGACACAAACAUCAACAACUGAGAAAAACAAGACAAAAAAUGACAAAAGAGAGAAGUAAAACAACAAAGAAGUAGACAACACAAGCACAAAAGAACAAAUGACGGAAAACAAGACGACAAACAAUGAGACAAAAACACAAACGAGACAAAAAUGAGAAGGAAAAUGACAAAAACAUGAGACAAAUGACAAAAGUCAGACAAAAAAGACAAAAAACAAAAAAGACAAAAUAUUGCAUAAAUGAGACACAAAAUGAAAAAAGAACAAUCUAGUAUUUUACUUUAUGAUCCAAACAACUUGUCAUGGUCUAGAAAUGAUUUUAUAGUUUUACUAAUUUACAAUCUGCAGUUAACCCUUUAAGCUUCAGUCAUUUCCAGCCGUUUUCAGUACAAAAAAUCGCUAAUAUUCUAUUUUUAAAUAAAAAAAAAUUACGAAAAAUACGGGGAAUAUUGGACGGGCAUCGCGAGGUGCAUUUCCUUGAAAAUGACCGAUUCGGGGAUUUUAUACCGACUUCAAGACAUGUUUUGGAUAAAAUAGUUUACUGGCUUGUGUCAUCUGGAUGUAAAAGGUUGGAUUAUGGCCGUUUUUUAUGGAAUCUUUUUUUUUGCGUGUAAUAAUAAACCUGGAAAUGUGA
Acanthochromis polyacanthus (spiny chromis) is the source of this 4665-nucleotide messenger RNA. RefSeq names its product zinc finger, MYND-type containing 12 (gene zmynd12). The record is from RefSeq and is a predicted model, not a curated record. The coding region runs from base 105 to 1220 and encodes 371 amino acids. Gene Ontology annotation, molecular function: protein binding. Lineage: Eukaryota; Metazoa; Chordata; Actinopteri; Pomacentridae. The transcript has 10 exons.